Messenger RNA from Megalops cyprinoides (Indo-Pacific tarpon), 933 nucleotides. RefSeq names its product odorant receptor, family H, subfamily 134, member 1 (gene or134-1). Lineage: Eukaryota; Metazoa; Chordata; Actinopteri; Elopiformes; Megalopidae. Gene Ontology annotation, molecular function: G protein-coupled receptor activity. The coding region runs from base 154 to 933 and encodes 259 amino acids. The record is from RefSeq and is a predicted model, not a curated record. The transcript has a single exon. Gene Ontology annotation, cellular component: membrane. Gene Ontology annotation, biological process: G protein-coupled receptor signaling pathway.
CUUGUCAGAGACACAUUCACUAAAGCCUUUGUGAAAAACUUCACCGUUGUGCUGGUCUGGUUUGUCCUCAGCUACAUCAACAUCAGCGUCGUGGUCACCUUCUUCAAAAACCAGGUGUUUUAUGAGGACCCGCGAUACAUCCUCUUCAUCAACAUGGUCAUAAACGACGCCAUUCAGCUGACGGUCACCAUCAUGCUGUUCGUGCUGAGCUACAUCUUCUACUUCAUCAACGUGUCCUUCUGCUGCUUUUUCAUCCUUGUGGCCGUUUUCACCACCAGGAACUCUCCCGUCAUCUUGGCCAGCAUGGCCAUCGAGCGCUACAUCGCCGUCUGCAACCCCCUGCGCCACGCCCAGAUCUGCACCACGCAGAGGACCUACAUCCUCAUCGGCAUCAUCUGGUUUGUGUGCGUAGUGACAGAAAUGAGCGACUUCUUCGUCACUUUAGCCUCAGAGCCCAUAAGCUUCUUCUACACCUCCGUCUUCUGCCUCCGGCAAAACAUAUUCCGAUUUCCAACCCUGGCCACUAAAAUGCAAGCUCUUGAUUUCCUGUACUUUUCCUGUGUUUUGCUCACCCUGGUGUACACCUACCUGCGGGUCAUGUUUGCGGCCCGGGCGAUGUCCACAGACAGGACCUCCGCGCAGAAGGCGAGAAACACCAUAUUGUUGCAUGGGGCACAGCUCCUAAUGUGCAUGCUCUCCUACAUCUACCCCAGAAUCGAGGCCGUCAUCAGCAUGGUCUUCCCGGCACACAUCUUAGACAUUCGCUACUCCACCUACUUAAUCGUGUACAUCCUCCCAAGAUUCCUCAGCCCUAUCGUCUACGGCGUCAGAGACCAGAAGUUCCGUAAAUACUUAAAGAAAAAUUUCCUGUGCAACCAGUGUAGGGUUACACCAAGCGGCGAACAGGAAAACAGACUGGAAAAUGAGCAUUAG